AUGACGUCUACUCAACCUCAACUUCAACCUCACCGUCACCCUGCCCUAUUCUCAGUUCCUUUCACUGCUCCUAACAGAAAAACUGAGCAACAAAAGGUGUCAUCACAUUUAUCAGUACUUUCGACUGCACCUGUAUCGGUGUCUAUACCUACUUCAGUAUCCCUAUCAAUUCCUUUCUUCUCUCGCACAUCAUCUUCGACCAGUUCUUCUACGGAUCUCGAAACUUCCUAUUCAUCAUCAUCUUAUUCUUCCUCUUCUUCACCUGGCUUCGCGAUAGGUGGACCGACUGGACUUGAUCUCAGAAACCUGAAUCUGAAUAAUCCAUAUUCAGUCUCUACCAGUAGGAGUAAUAGUAAUUCGAGACCUAGUCUCAUCAAAAUGCCAAAUUGGUCUACAUGGUCAGCGAGAUCUUCCGAAGAUAUUGCUCGAAGAGGAUCAACAGAUACUGAAAUCUCAAUGUCCGUCACAAGUGAAAUGGAUAAUGUGAAAUUCAACAUUGAUCAUCACAAUGAUGAAGAUGAUGAUGACGAUGUUGACGAUAAUGAUAAUGAUAAUGGUAACGGUGAAAGAGUUGAUAAAGGUAGUAGUAUAAAAGGAUUUAGAGUUGAUUUUGGGACUUGGUCUAGAAAACCUAAAAUCAUCUUAUCGAAAAGAAAUCCAUUCAAAGCCGAUAAAUUAAACUUGAAAUCAUUCUCCUCACCGAAAAAGGAAUUGAAAACAGUCAAAUUAGUAAAUCAGAAAAACCACAACAAGGUCCUUGUAGAAGAAACAGAAUUCCAUGCAUUGGAAAGAGUUUGGGCUAGAAGUGAAGAACAGAAAGAACGUGAGAGAAGAGGUUCAGAUUGGCCACCUACCUUACCAAGAGAGAUGGUUUUGGAUCUAAGCGGAAUUCCAAACUUUACUGGGGAUACCAUAGAUUCGGUCAUCGAAGCAGAUGCUAAAGAUGGAGAAAAGCCUACCACUCGGAUAGAAAAUGAAACCGAAAGAUCAACAAAGGCAGCAGAAGAAGGAGAAGAAGAAGAAGAGGGAUUGACGGCUCCAAGAAUUGAUACUCCGUUAGAAAUGCCUAUCGUUCCUCGCCUGCAUCUUCGCAGAUCACACUCCUCAUUUUUGUCUCCUGUCUUAGAUACCGAAGAAGAAGAAGAGGUGCCACAGCCGAAAGAAGAAGAAAAAGAAGAAGAUCUAUUCGUCCAUACUCAUUAUCCAAGUAGAACUGCAUUCACAGCUUCAGCUUUCAUACCAGCUCCCACUUCUACCGCUUCUGCUCAGAUUUCAGCUUUGUCCUACAGACCACAUCCGAUUGGGGCUAAAGAAACUGUUUCAGAUGAAUCACCGAAAUUUGAUUUAUCGAUUUUCUCACCUCGUCCACCGCCACCACCUGUUUUAAAAGGUAUAAUCGACAGUAUACCUAUAUCACCAUUAGAAUUACCUUCGUUGACUUAUCAAAAUCUCACGAUGACUUUCCCCACUCCUGUUCUUCCUAGAGAUCCGCCCACUUCACCCUUGACAACAUCAACAUCAACGAGAACGACAACAACAAUGGCAACGGCUAUGGUUAUGCCAAUACCAAGAAAAGGUGGUCCAGCGGAUUCUAUUGAAUCUGUCCUGAAUCCGGUCACCAGAAGAGGUUCAAACGCGUCUACGUUAGAAAGAGACAGAAGAUCAAGUAGACCUUCUUCGAUAGCUGGAUCUGGAUUACCGAGAAGAAGAAUGUCAUUGAUCAUUAAACCUUCAAUCUUACCUUGCCCUACACCACCGUCAUUACUCACAUCACCAAAAACACUAGGCAGUGAAUAUAUACCACCUUUAUUCUCACCUUCUUCUAUUAGUCCAACCCAUUCAAGAUUCAAUGAUAGUGGCAAUGGGCCAUCGGGUUUACCAGGAAGAAGGGGUAGAGGUAGUUUGAGAUUAAAAUUGCCUCCUUCUCAUUUCGCUGAGUCAGCAGGUUUGGGAUUUGGUCCAACUCCAGGUAAGAAGGAAGAACAAGAUAAAGAAGAACAUAUUCCUACACCGGGGACUUUUGGGUUGGAAGGUGAAAAUGAAAGGAUAGAGCAGGAAAGCAUUAAUCCGUAUUUUGCUUGGACAGGUUUGAGUGCAUAG
This is a messenger RNA of Kwoniella shivajii, 2100 nucleotides long. RefSeq lists its product as uncharacterized. The coding region runs from base 1 to 2100 and encodes 699 amino acids. Lineage: Eukaryota; Fungi; Basidiomycota; Tremellomycetes; Tremellales; Cryptococcaceae. The transcript is spliced from 2 exons. The record is from RefSeq and is a predicted model, not a curated record.